This is a messenger RNA of Klebsormidium nitens, 915 nucleotides long. Lineage: Eukaryota; Viridiplantae; Streptophyta; Klebsormidiophyceae; Klebsormidiales; Klebsormidiaceae. The record is from the annotation of a GenBank genome assembly.
AUGAACUCAAGAGGAGAGCAAGAGAUCGCGCGAAUACUGGAAGACUGGAAGGUAGCUUAUCGACAAGAAGUCUUAUUGGGGGACUCCCGUCGCAGAUAUGAUUUCGGUCUCUUGGAUGUGAGGUUGCUGAUCGAGUUCGACGGCUAUCAGCACUUUCAUCCCGUAGCAUUCUCGUGGCAGACGGAUCACUUCGCUGAAUAUCAGAAGAGGGUAGUCAUCGACAUCGAGAAGAACGAAUUGGCCGAAAGUCAGGGCUAUCUACUCUUGAGGAUACACCACGAAGACCUCACGAACAUGGAACCGGUCAUUGCAGAAGCCAUAGAAGAUGCUACGCUCGGAAAGACGGGUGUCGUCUUCUCCCGGACAGAACCUUACCAGCAGGACGGCGUGCUGAAGAAGGUGGCAAACUUUUGCACCCAGUGGCGGGGGGUCACUCGGGACAAUUGCUUGGACUGUUACUGGCCCGAUGGCAACUCGAUCGCGAUCCGGACGGGGGAGGAGUCGGGGGUCCUCGUCCUGGACAUCGACAACGCCUCCUCCGACGAGAAGCUCAACGGGAUGCAGCUGCACGAGAUGUGGACCCUGCGGCACGGGGAGCUGAACACGUGGACCGCAAAGACGGGUAAGGACGGGCUUCAUCUGUACUUCAAGUUCCCGACGGAGGCCAGCUACGGGGUGAACAACCGGACCGGGUUGGUGGUCGAGGACAAGCUGUACGGCGUGGAUAUUCGCGGCCAGGGAGGAGUCAUCUUCAGCCCUCCCUCCUCCUACCUGGCACCGGACGGGACCGAGCUGAGGUACGAGUGGGUCAAGAGCCCUUUCGACACGCCGCUCGCGGAGGUGCCCGAGUGGCUGGAGGAGGUGCUGAUCGAGAACGACAGGAUCGGCAAUUUCCUUUGGAAUCCAGCAAUCUGA